UCUUCUUGAUUGAUUCCAUGUAAUAUUCCCUUCGAUCAGCUAUCAAAUACCCAUUUCGCAGACAACAAACAAACUUGCGUUGAGAACCCGCUUUGAAAAUCCUUCACGAAUCACAACCAUCGUAUCAUGACAUCUUCUUCAAUUGAAAACUCAGUGGACAGCAGCUCUUGUUCUCUCUCUAGACUUGCUCCUCUCGAAGCAGUACUCUUCGAUGUUGAUGGAACUCUGUGUGAUACAGAUCCCAUCCACCACCAGGCUUUCAGUGUAAUGCUUCAAGAGAUAGGUUUCAAUGGUGGGGUUCCAAUUACUGAGGAAUUCUUUAUUGAGAACAUUGCUGGGAGGCAUAACAGCGACAUUUCUACACGUCUCUUCCCUGAUGAUUACGAACAGAGCAUAAAAUUCUUGGAAGAUAAGGAAACUAUGUUUCGAAGACUUGCAAAGGAUAAAUUGAAGCCGAUAGAUGGCCUUUACAAACUGACAAAAUGGGUUGAAGAUCAUGGUUUGAAACGGGCUGCUGUGACUAAUGCUCCUAAACCAAAUGCUGAACUAAUGAUCUCAGCUCUCGGACUUUCUGAUUUCUUCGAUACUGUUGUUCUUGGGAGUGAUUGUGAACGUGCGAAACCAUUCCCAGAUCCCUACUUGAAGGCUCUUGAAAUACUCAAGGUGUCAAAGGAUCACACUUUUGUCUGUGAGGAUUCUGUUUCUGGAAUUAAAGCUGGGGUGGCAGCUGGGAUGCCGGUUGUUGGUUUAAAGACCAGGAAUCCAGAACAUUUGCUGAUGGAAGCGAAGCCUGCGCUUCUAAUAAAGGAUUAUGAGGACCCAAAAUUGUGGGCAGCAUUGGAAGAGCUUGAUAGGAAGGCAGGCGCAGCUUGAGAUGAUUGUAUAUCAUCAUAGCAACUAGCGGAGUAGAAAAUACUGCAGAAAAAAUCAGAGGGCCACGCUGAAUAAUUAUAUAUGCUGGAGAGGAGCUGUUGCGUCCUUUUAAAUAAUUCGUAGACACAAUUUAUGAACUUAUUAUACCAUUAAUAUUGUUUAGUGAAUGAUGGUGGCAUGAAGAUGAGUUUUGGAAUCAUUACUAAUGGAAACACAUUCAGAUUCAAUCUCUCUGAGUGAAUGUCAAUGUUUUCUUCUGUAUUCCCUUGGACCCAAAGAAAUGGAAGUUGAAUAAUUUAUAAUAAUCAA
Molecule: messenger RNA, 1182 nt
Organism: Camellia sinensis
Lineage: Eukaryota; Viridiplantae; Streptophyta; Magnoliopsida; Ericales; Theaceae
Product: haloacid dehalogenase-like hydrolase domain-containing protein Sgpp
Source: RefSeq, a predicted model, not a curated record